Pocillopora meandrina is the source of this 2651-nucleotide messenger RNA. Lineage: Eukaryota; Metazoa; Cnidaria; Anthozoa; Scleractinia; Pocilloporidae. The record is from the annotation of a GenBank genome assembly.
AUGCUCAGGGGCCAUACGUUUAAGACAGUCAAGGCCAGACCACUAUCACUCGACUGUAAAGAGGCCUGCACAACUGACUACAGGUGUCAAAGCUACAACUACGAUUGGUCUCAGAGGUUAUGCGAAUUAAAUAACCGAACCAGGGAGGCAAGACCUGAUGACCUUGUUAGAAAUGAAAACAGAUAUUACGUGCGAGAACCCCAUAAAGGUACAAACCAGAUAACGUUGACAUAAAUAAUUUACGAAGUAGGCGCUGAACAACACGCGUGUAAGGGAGAGACAAGCAGUGAGAGACCUUCAAGCGCGACCUCUCGUUCGUACUUGCUAGUCUGAAACGAUCGAGCUUGGUUAAAUCUAGAUUACGGGUAGUGCCGCCUUUUCGGUAAAUCCCGUCGCACGAGUUCGUCGGCGAAGUCCGUCGCGCAAGGCGCCUCUCCCCCAGGGUUCCGCGCAGCGCGUCAACAUCAAUUUUUUCAACUGAUUUUUUCCUUUUUAUUCACGCGAAUACCGAAUAAAGUCGCGAGUGAUGGAGUCUCCAUUCUCGAAUAGAGUUGUCAGCGAUGUUAGCACUCAAACGUUGAGAGUGAGCUUGUGUUUCUUUGACCGCAAAUUUUGUGUUUUUAGUUUCUCUCGGUUCCAUUCCUGAGUUACCAGCUGACUCAUGUGCAGAGAUUAAAGCGGACGAAGGAGGUCACACAGUCAGUGGUAGCUACUGGCUGGAUCCCACAAGAUCUGGAAACUCUACUUUGGUACUCUGUGACAUGACAACUGGAGGUUAGUACUUCAAAUCCUUAAUCCUUACACUCCCAGAACAGGUUGAAAAAUAACUUCUCCCUGAGAUCCAUACAUUAUCUAGCAGGACAGAAUAUAACAGUUGUUUAUUAUGAUGUGACACAAAAUUCUCUCAUCCGUCUUACGGUGAAUCCUAUAGCAACUAGAAAGGAGACUCUGAUAAGUAAUAGACCAGUAGCAAUUAUUGCAAUAAAAAAAAGAAACCAUCAAUUUUUCCCAAGUCAAACACAACCAAGAUAGAAAGCAAUUUUCAAUAGAGUUUCGUGAGCAAUCGGGGAUUUCUUCUUAUAUAUGCUCAACUUCGUUAUGUGAUUGCUUCAGAAUACCAGCGCCAUUUUUCUGAACCAAUCAGAUUCAAAGCUAAAGUAGGUCGCCACUUGGCAGUUUGGUUUUUUUUUUUUUUUUUUUGAGUUCUUUUUCUUUUUUUUUUUUUUUUUUGCCUUUUCUGACUGACAGUGGUGAUUAUUUUGGUUUUGGUUUAACGACACUUAAGUGAAAUGGGCUCCAAAAAGACGAGAAUUGCGUCACAGAACACUUCCCCGGGAGGUUUACCGAUAAACCUCGCUUUGGUAUGCUCGACCCAGUUUCCUCGAUUAACGGCCAAACAUCUCUGAUUAGCAACUAUUCACCGAAGUGGAGGUGGGUAGUGGAGGUUAUUUACCGAGUUGCGAUGUAGCGAGGUUAAUAUCCAUUGCUAGUCACCAACCCUGAGGUAAAUAGUUGUUUUAGCAUAUACUAAAACAGUGAGACUGAAUAUAGCACAAAAAGAUGAUUUUUGAUCAAAUAAUCUGAAUUGCUGUCGACUAUGGCCUUUGUAUCCUAACGUAACGGUUAAAUUUUUCAUUGUUUAUUUUUCAGUUGCUGACUUCUGCAGCGAUAAUCGGUGUGUUAACAGUGCAACCUGUGUCAACCGUAGAAUGAACUACACAUGCUCGUGUAAAACGGGGUGGACUGGUAGCUACUGUGAACGAGGUAAUUAAUGAAUGGUACAGACCAUGUCGAAAAAUACCAUAACACUCUUUUAUACACAAUUACGGUUUCAUUGCCUUUGGGAUAGGAAGGGCUAUUUAAGUAUCCACUUCAGGAAUGGCAAAAUGAAAUUGGGAGCUCAUGUAUAAUUGUAGAGCAUAGAAUUGCCCGUGCAUUUUUAGCAAAUGUUAUGAAGAGGCAAGGGCCUGCUUCGAUCAGACACGUCAAUUAGCAUUCAAUUGAACUACUCGUGAAUACGUACGCGAAGAAGAUAUAAAUUCCAAAUGCCGAGGGAAUAAACGAGACACGAAACACUCAUAGGAAAAAGGUUUACAUCAACGCAAUUAUAAGACACACUGCUAAAAGGAAGUGAAAUGUAAUAAAAAUUUUAAUUGAAGCUUCAGAUUUUUUUUCUCAUUGUUCCAUGCUUGUGAUAAAUAAAUUCAAGAUCGUUCUACUUGAGUCAUUUCACCUUUCACUUAACAUUUAACGUUAAUGGUGACGUCAUCUAAGCAUCUGUCCUCCAUAGAUCAUAAGUAAGAACCAAUCAAAAUUUGUGUAUAAUGCAGCUUAUCAUAUAAAUCCCCAUAGAUGUGGACGAGUGUACUGAGAUACCUGGUGCCUGUCCGGUUCAGUCGGCGUGUGAGAACUCAUUGGGUUCUUACCAUUGCAUCUGUCAGUCUGGUUGGAGGAAUGUAGGCCCCCAUAAUUGCUCGGAAAUUGAAGAGUGUCAUGAGGAAUUCAAUCACAGCUGCCCACCAAAGUCCAACUGUAUCAUCAAGGGUGCAAACAAUUCUUACGAAUGCCUGUGUCACUUCUGUCACUACAUGUCUAAUGAUACAAGAACAUGCCUUCGUAAGUAUGGAAAUGAAGUCCAACUCAGGACCUAA